GGAUACGAAUAAUAUUUGUUUAAAACGGAUACGAAUAUUUCUCCCGGCUCUGCUACUCACCUAGUAGAAGGAUAAGAUUUGACGGACUGCUUUCCCUCCGCACUGGCCUCAUUCCUUCCUACUCGACAGGAAAUAUGGAAACUACAAACAUCCACAGCUCUGGCAUUAUGUGGUUUUUCAAAGAGAAAGGUUUCAAUGAUAAAAGUAUCCACGUAAUAUUUCAAAAGUGCAAGCGUCUUGAGGGCAUGCAAAGUGAAAAUGCCUCGGAGAACUGGGAUUACUUGAAAAGCGUGGGCGUUAAGGAGAGGAAACUUCCUUCCCUUAUCCGAAAGUGUCCCAAAAUCCUAACUCUCGGCUUGCAUGAUAAACUGAUUCCCAUGGUCCAGUGUCUUGCCACACUGGGAUCGAAACCGGGAGAUGUAGCUUCUGCCAUAACGAAAUUUCCUCACAUACUUUCCCACAGUGUUGAAGAGAAGCUCUGCCCGCUUCUCGCCUUCUUUGAGGCUCUUGGUGUUACUGACAAACAACUUGGGAAGAUGAUAUUGCAAAACCCCAGAAUUCUAAGCUACAGCAUCGAAUCAAAGCUUUCCCAAAUUGUGGAUUUUCUCGCCAGUCUGGGCCUAUCCAAGGAAGUCAUGAUUGGAAAAGUACUGGUGAAAUACCCGUUUAUAAUGGGUUAUAACGUUGAAAACAGGUUGCGUCCCACAUCCGACUUCUUGAAGUCAUUGGGUCUAACUGAGCUUGAUCUGCAAAGAGUGGUUACUAAUUUCCCUGCUAUUUUGUGCCGUGAUGCCAACAAGACCAUGAAGCCUAAUCUUUCCUACUUGAGAACCCGCGGGUUUGAGCUCUCACAGAUUGCAGCUAUGGUCACACAUUAUCCCCCACUUCUGAUUAAGAGUAUCGACCACUCUCUGGAGCCGCGGAUUAGGUUUUUGGUAGAUGUGAUGGGAAGAGGACUUGAUGAGGCCGCUAAUUAUCCGGACUACUUCAAGCAUGGGCUGAAGAAGACAUUAGAGAUGAGGCAAAAACUUUUGAGAGAGAAGAACAUAGAGUGUAGCCUGAGUGAAAUGCUGGACUGCAAUGAGAAGAAAUUCAUGUCUAGGUUUGCUCUAGUCUAGUAACCUGCCCCAAGCUUCUUUUUUCAUUCCCUGUUUCUUCUGC
This is a messenger RNA of Cuscuta campestris, 1161 nucleotides long. The record is from the annotation of a GenBank genome assembly. Lineage: Eukaryota; Viridiplantae; Streptophyta; Magnoliopsida; Solanales; Convolvulaceae.